Molecule: messenger RNA, 6851 nt
Organism: Pangasianodon hypophthalmus (striped catfish)
Lineage: Eukaryota; Metazoa; Chordata; Actinopteri; Siluriformes; Pangasiidae
Product: nuclear mitotic apparatus protein 1
Exons: 7
Coding region: 114-4208 (1364 amino acids)
Molecular function (GO): GTP binding
Source: RefSeq, a predicted model, not a curated record
UUGGUUUCCUGCAAACCCAGAGCCUCAACUGCUCAGACUUCUAGAAACAAAGGAAUGUUUAUGGUCAGAAAAUGAAUACAGUCCUGAGAAAUUGGUAAAUAAAGAGCAGAAGAAUGGCCUCCAGUAUCGAAAGAGUGUCAGAGCUGAGGAUAAUUCUGUUGGGGAAAAGUGUCUCACAGACCAGCAGUGUGGGAAACUUCAUCCUGGGAAAAUCUGUGUUUGAGACUGUAGAUCCUUCACAUUCAGUAGAGGUUCACAGUGAGAGAGUUAGAGGACCAGUGGAGGAAAGAAUCAUCACAAUCAACACACCCCAUCUCUACAACCCACAGCUCUCUCAGGAGGAACUGAGUCGGAGAGUAAAAGAGAGCAUUUCAAUCUCAAAACCUGGACCUCAUGCAUUUUUACUUGUGGCGCAGUCUACCAAUUUUAAAGAGGAGGACAGAACCCGAAUGAAAUCCAUCCUGAGCUCCUUCAGUGAUCAAGCUAUAAAUUACACCAUUGUGAUAAACAUAGAAAGAGGGUUUUAUAAGUCAGUUUUUGAAGGAAAGUACACAGCUUUUCACAGGUUAACAGAUGAAUGUCAUAGGAGGCUUCAGAGUUUUCCACGGUUACAUGAAUCGAACAAGGGCUCAGUUUGUCAACUGUUUGAGAAUAUUGACCAAAUGGUGAAGGAUAAUGGAGGAGGACACCUUGUGUGUGAGAUUUUUGAGGAUGCACAGCAGUCUUUUAAACAUUAUGGCAAACCUGCAACAGGGAUAAAGAAAAGAAAUACACCUUUUACUGAAGAUAAAACCAAGACAAAACAAUUAAAUGUAACAGGACUUUUUAAAAGAACAAAUGCACCAGAAAUGUGGAGGAGCAAAAGAAGGAGCACAUGCCCACCUCCUGUAGUGGCUGUUCUGAGAGUUGUUCUGUUGGGGAAAGGUCUCUCACAGACCAGCAGUGUGGGAAACUUCAUCCUGGGAAGAUCUGCGUUUGAGACUAAAGAUCCACAUUCAGUAGCACUUCGUAGUCAGAAAGUUAGUAGAUCAAUAGAGGGAAGAUACAUAACCAUUAUCAACACACCAGAUCUCUGUAAACCACAACUCUCUUUGGAGGAACUGACUCAGAGAAUAAAAGAGUGUAUUUCACUUUCUGAACCUGGACCUCAUGCAUUUUUAAUUGUGGUGCAGCCUCACGACCUUACAGAGGAGGACAUAAACCGACUGAGAUUCAUCCUGAAAUCCUUCAGUGAUAAAGCAAUAAACUACACCAUUGUAAUAAACAUAGAAAGUGAGAUUUACAAGUCAGCACAUGAAGGAAUGUACACAGCUUUUCACAAGUUAACAGAUGCAUGUCAUGGGAGGCAUCACAUUUUUACACAGUUACAUGCAGGAAACAAGGACUCAGUUUGUCAGCUGUUUGCGAAGAUCGACCAAAUGGUUGCUGAUAAUGGGGGAGAACACCUUGUUUAUCAGAUUUCUGAGAAUGUAGAGAACACUUUGAAACCUGAUGGUGUACCUACAACAAAGGAACAGAAAAGUACUAUAGGUUUUCCUGAUGACCAAAUCAAGACAAACAAAUUAAAUGUAACAGGAAGUGUUAAAAGAACAGAAUUAAAACAGGAUCCAACUUUGAAAAUGGUGCUGCUUGGGAGGGAAGAAGAAAUAAAGGCUUCAGUAUCUAAACUGUUCAGAGGUAAAAAGACUUCACAGGUCCAAAAAGAUUCAGAGUCCAGCUCAGAGUGUGUGAUAAGCAAAGGAGAAGUGAGUGGACACCUGAUCACGCUGGUGGAGAUGCCCGCUCUCUGCAAGACUCGGCUCUCAGAAGAGGAAGUGAUGCGUCAGACUCUACACUGUGUCUCUGUCUGCGAUCCUGGAGUUCAUGCUUUCUUCCUCAUCGUUCCUGAAGGUCCUCUCACUGAUGAAGAUAAAUCAGAAAUAGAGAUGUUUCAGAGGAUCUUCAGCUCCAGAGUUAAUAAUCACACCAUCUUCCUCAUCAACCAGCAGUCCCAGAGGGAACAGAUCGACGAAGUUCUUCAGUCUGUGAUAAAGGCAUAUGGAGGACAAUAUAAAUUCUACAGCAGCAGAACAAAUGCAGCAGAACUGAUUACGUGUGUGAAGGAUCUUCUUAAAAAGAACAGCGGUAGUCAGUACACCAUGGCCAUGUACUCUGAUGCCCAGUUUGAAACACAGCUGCAGUACAAAAGAGAAAUUGAAAAACUGCAACAACGAAUUAAAGAGCUCAAGAUGAGAAACAGUGAUCAAACACAAGAUUUAACAGAAAGCCCUGACACACUCAGAAUUGUGUUGCUGGGGAAGACUGGAGUUGGAAAGAGUGCAACAGGAAACACCAUUCUGGGGAGAGACACUUUUACUGAAGACUUGUCUGAUCAGUCAGUAACCAUUGUGUGUCAGAAAGAGACAGUAGAAAACAAUGGAAGACAGAUUACUGUGAUUGACACUCCAGGACUGUUUGACACAAAUACUGAUAAUGAUGAAACCAGGAAAGAGAUUGUUAAAUGCAUCUCCAUGGCAGCACCUGGUCCUCAUGUGUUCCUGCUGGUGCUGAAAAUAGGACAACGCUUCACAGAGGAGGAGAGAGAGGCAGUGAGAAUCAUUGAAAAGACGUUUGGUGAAAAAUCUAAAAUGUACACUAUUGUUCUGUUCAGUGGAGGUGAUUUACUUAAAGGAACUACAAUUGAACAGUACAUGGAAAAUGCUGGGACAUGGUUAAAGAGGCUUGUAUCAGAGUUUGGUAACAGAUAUCACAUGCUUAAUAACAAUGAUAAACACAGAAACCCACGAGCCCAAGUCCUGACUCUCCUGGAUAAGAUCGACUCAAUGGUGAGAGCGAAUGGAGGAAGCUGCUAUACUAAUGAGAUGUUCCAGGAGGUAGAGAAAGCUCUAGAAAAAGAAAAGGAGAGAAUACUAAAGGAGAUAGAGGAGCAGAUACAGAGAGAGAAAGAAGAACUGAAAGACAAACAUAAAGCUGAAAUAGAGAAAUUGCAGAAGGCAAUGGAAGAAGAACAACAGAAAAGAGAAAGUGAGAGAAAAAGCAGAGAGGAGGAAUUUAAAGAAAGAGAAAAGAAACUCAGACAGGAGAUGGCAGAAAGAGAACGAUCAGAAAGAGAAUAUUAUGAGAGAAGGAUGAAGGAAAAGAUGGAAGAAAUAAACAGAGAGAGAGAGGAGAACAGGAAACAGUGGGAGAAACAAAGAGAGGAAGAUCAAAAACGGCGAGAUCAGGAGGAGGAGGAAAGAAAGAGGAGAGAACAAGAAUGGAAGAAGCAACAGAUGGAGGAGAAAGAGAAGUUUAAAAGAGAACAAGAAGAGAUGAAAAAGAAAGAAAAAGAAGAAUUAAAGAAAUUACAACAGGAGUAUGAACAGAAGGUAGCAGAGGAAGACAGGAGAAGAAGGGAUUUAGAGGAAAAAAUAAAAUAUGCAGAGAAAAGUAAAAAGAAGGAACUACUAGAUCUUCAGUUAUCUCAACAACGACAGUGGGAGAGGAGGAUGAAGGAGGAGGAGGAGAGGAGAAAAAAACAGGAAAUUUGGUGGAAGGAAAAAAUGGAAUCUAAGGAAAGAUUCUGGCAGAUUGAACAAGAUAAAAAAAAAAAACAGCAUGAACUAGACAAAAAAGCUGAGCUGGAUAAAAGAGCCAAAGAGGAGGAGAAGAGGAAACUGAAAGAAGAAGAAGAGAAAAGAAGAACAGAGAAUGAAUCUAAUGAAAAGAUAAAACAGAUAAAGAUACAAAUGGACAUUGAGAGAGAAAAUGAAGCAAGGCAACGAGAAGAAAAGUACAAAAAACAACUAGAAGAGAACUUGCAGGUGGAGAGACAGGCUUUUCAAAAAGAAAAAGAAAAAAGAGAAUGCGCUCAUAAAAAAGAGAAAGAAAAGAAACUGGCUGAUUUGAGAGCCUCCCAUGAAGAAGAAAAGAAGAAACUCCAGAAACAAACAGAAAUAAAGGCAAGACAACAAGCUGAGAGAGAAUUUUGUGCCCGACUUGAGGAAUAUGUCAAAGAAGCAAAGUUAGAGGGAAGACAAGAAGCUGAGAGAGAAUUUUUUCAUCAGCUUGAAGAAAAGGUUAAAGAAGCAAGAGGAAAGGCUCAUGAGGAGGGUUUUAGAAAGGGUGAAAAAGCUGGAACUCAGAAAGUAAAGGCUCAGAGAACCAAGCCUGGCAAAGCCAUUGAUGUUGCUAUUAACCGUGUAAUGCAAACAUUUUUUAAGAAAUAAGAAGAAGAAUAUAAUAUUGAGAAGAAAAAAGAAAUAAGAAUUAUAAUGUAUAUGUAUUUGGGGCCAGCAUGUGAUAAACCUUUGUGUAUUAAUUAACUUGUGUUUGCUUUAACCUUAUGUGAACUAAUUUUUGUUGUUCCAUUGGGAGCCUCCCAGGAUGAUAAGGAUGGCGAGUACUUCAAGGCCUUUGUAACACAUGGCUCCUUGUUUUAAUAAAAUCUUCCUGAGUGAACCCAAACACAUAUCAUACCAAUGGAACCCGUUUUGUUCUUCAUCAUCCUGAUCAUCUUCUUGUUCAUCUGUAAUGGACAGGUGAAGAUUCAAUAUUGGAAAGUAAAUAUUCAUAAUGGUCUUACAGAUUGUACCAAUAGUUUAAUGAUGAAUACUAUGCAGUCAUGGGAAAAAGAAAGUACACCCUCCUUCAAUUCUGUUUUUAUUUAUCAGCACAUAAAUGACAAUUGUGUGGUCCUCACCAACUUCUACAAACAAAUAACUUCCGAUGACAACUCCAAAAAGAAAACACAACCGAUUUCAAUAUGUAGUCAUUUUUUGCCAAAAAGUAAACCAACAUUCAGAAACCAGGUGGGAAAAAAUAAGUGCACCCUUCCUACUUCUACAAUCAUUAAGAGUGUAAUUAGCAGCCAGGUGUUACUAAUGAAAUCCACAAGAUUACUUAAUCAUCAAGAAGUGAGACUGCCUCUAUAAAAGCAGAACUUUUUCAGUUCUGAGUUCUGGAGCACUCAGGUGUGCCUACAUCAUGCUAAGAAGAAAGGACCUCAGAGAAGCAGUUGUUGUUGUUGCUCAUCUAUCUGAAUGGUUUCUGAAUGUUGGUUUACUUUUUGGGAAAAAUGUUGUUGUCAUCUGAGGUUAUUUAUUUGUUUAUAAGUUGGUGAGGACCACACAAUUGAUGAAUAAAAACAGAAUUGAAAUGGGUGUGCUUUUUUCCCCAUGACUGUGCCAAUGAUUUUGCUCUGUUUAGUCCUACGUAAUAAUAUUUAAUCACAAAGAAACUACUGUUCUGUACUGUUCUAUUCUUUCCUCUCUGCCUUCUCUGUAACUACUUCUCUAGAAACUCAUCUAUAGGACAGGUUAUUGGAUAAAUAUCCAGCAUCAGUACCAUGUAGGUUUUGGCACAGUUUUCUUCAGUAGAAGCAUCAUCCUUUUAUUUUAUACAUAUUUUUUUAUGUCAUGCUCUGACAGUGACUUAUGCACACAUCUUAAUCAAACUGUCAGGGAUGGAUGCAAGUGCAGGUACGCAAAAGUAUUUAUUAAGAAAGCUUGCAACAAUUCCAAUACAUAGAGCAAAAAUCAGUAACAGGAAACUGACAAUGGUCAGGUGAUCGGCACACAACAUUAAUUACCCAAGGCAAGAGACAAAAACCAGAAAACCAGAAAAAGGAUCAAAACGAGAAUAUCACAAUAGAAUCAAGCCUUGGUAUCAAGCCUAGUAGACUUGUAUCAAAGACCCAGAGCAUAUAUUUUGCACCACACAAAGAAAAACGAGGGCUUACAUACAAAGAUAAUUAAGGGGUGAACUGAAAACAGGUGAAAGUAUAAAUGACAAUACAAAUCAAAUCAAAGUUUAUUGGUCAUACACUUAACCAUACACAGUACGACAUGCAGUGAGAUGCCUUUUACGAAUGUCUGGUGACAUAAAACAGAAUUUACAUAAAAACAGAAUUUACUUACAUAGAAAUAGAAAAAGAAAAAUAUAAAAAAUAUAAAUAUAAAAGAUAUAAAAGAUAGAUGGCAAAACUUUGGACUGUAUAUUGUAAAAAGUGCAGGUAUGUGCAGUAGUAUGUACAACACAAUGCUGUGCAGCAUUAAGCUGAGGUAGUUGCAGUGAAAAAGCUAACAAUAAAAUAAAUAUUCAUUUAUAUGGAAUAUGCUGUGUGUAUUGACAGGAAUGUUAGGUGUGUGGGUGAAUACAUGACAUAAACCACGAGACUAUGAAAUCAUAAUGAGGUCAUGAAAUCAUAAUGUGAUUUUAUAAUUCUUUUAGUUCACUACUUUGAUUUGUUGAAUUAAUAAAAAUAAUGCCAAUUUUUCUGUUAAUUCAAUGCACUCUCCUGGAAAGAAAAAAAUGCCCAUGGUUUGAAGGAUAAAGGCUGAUAUCAUGCAAGAAAAAUGUAGUUAUGUUCAAAGCCAGAAGUGUAUGUGAAUGAGACUCACCCCUGUUUUAGACAAACUCUGCCCCGUGGGUGCGUAACUCUCAUGUAACUUCUGAAUAGAGCCUCUAAGUUAUGUCUGUAGUUAUGUCUGAGAUCUGAAUACUAAUGGGUGUAAUUUCAGUAUUAAAUCCUCACUGAUUGCUGAACUCUACUCUGAAUACAGCCCAAUCUGCUCAUACUGAACAUUCUCUAAACACAAUCAAUACUAUUUGUUUUUACUUUUCUACACCUGUACACAGUGUCACCCAGAAGAGGAUGGAUUCCCUUUUGAAUCUGGUUCUUUUCUUCCUCACGUCAUUUUAGAAAGUUUUUCCUUGUCACUGCCUCUGGUUUGGAUCUAAAUCUGGUUUAGGGAUCUAAAUCUAUAUCUGGUUUGUUUUGUAAAGCUGCUUUGUGACAAUGUCUGUUGUUAAUAGGGCUAUAUAAAUAAAAUUGAAAUUAACUGAAUAUUGCUUGUAUACGCAUGAACAUU